This is a messenger RNA of Thyridium curvatum, 1839 nucleotides long. RefSeq lists its product as uncharacterized. Gene Ontology annotation, cellular component: endoplasmic reticulum. NCBI's taxonomy places the organism in Eukaryota, Fungi, Ascomycota, Sordariomycetes, Thyridiales, Thyridiaceae. Gene Ontology annotation, biological process: GPI anchor biosynthetic process. The transcript has 4 exons. The record is from RefSeq and is a predicted model, not a curated record. The coding region runs from base 1 to 1839 and encodes 612 amino acids.
AUGGGCCCCCUUUCUUUCCUAAAGAGUGUCUAUGACAUAGACAACCUCGACACUCGCUUCACCACCCCUUCCUCGGUUCCCUACAAGACAGUCGUCGAGUCGCGAGACACUCUGACGGGCAAGAGAGCCGUCAAGCCAGAUCCGAAAGCACAGCCGCCCAAAUGGAGGACCCCGGAGUUCUUCCUCUACUACAUUGUGUUCUUGAUCCUGGUCCCGUGGAUGUUCUGGAUCGCAUAUGAUGUAUCAAGGCCCUCCGAUCCUCGUUAUUCAAAAUUCGAACAAUACCUCUCUCCGGGGUGGAUUCCAGGACGAAAGAUUGACGUUUCCGAUGCCCAAUACCAUAGCUUUCGAUCCAAUCUCCCUUAUAUGGCCAUCCUCCUUCUUGCGCAUCCCUUUUGCCGGAAGGUCUGGAACGCUGUAUAUCCUACGCCCCAGCAUAGCGGAAAGGAGGUCAAGCCCGAACAUGCCGAAGCACGAUUGAACCAGCGGGUCUCCUUUGACUAUGCUUUUGCCUUCGUCUACCUUGUCGCCCUUCACGGCUUCUCCGCCCUCAAAGUCCUUGCGAUCCUCUAUACCAAUUAUCAGCUUGCGACCGGAUUGCCGCGGAAGUAUGUGCCGGUUGCGACCUGGGUGUUCAACAUUGGCAUCCUGUUCGCAAAUGAGCUCUGUGAGGGAUACCACUACAAAAGCAUUGCCCUCCUCAUUUCCGCACCCGACUCGCCGUUGGUGCAGUGGGGUUCAUGGCUUGACAGCUGGGGCGGUCUCAUGGCCAGAUGGGAGGUGCUUUUCAACUUGACGGUUCUGAGGCUGAUCAGCUUCAAUCUGGACUAUUGCUGGGGCCAAGACGGAAGAGGCUCAAGUCCCGUUGAGAAGAAACAACUGGAUCCCGCCAACCUCUCUGAGCGGGAUCGCGUGACGAUCCCUGCAGAGACUAGGGACUUUUCCUUCCGGAACUACAUGGCCUAUGCUGUGUAUGCACCACUGUACUUGACCGGGCCGAUCAUGACCUUCAAUGACUACAUGUGGCAAUGCCGCUACAAGGCCGCGAGCAUCGAGACCCCGCGCACCGUUCGCUAUGCCGUGCGCUUCGCCCUAUGCUUGCUGGCCAUGGAGCUUGUGUUGCACUACGACUAUGUGGGCGCCAUAUCCAAAGCCGGCCCGGACUGGUCGUCGUAUACGGCCGCGCAGCUGUCCCUCCUCUCUUUCUUCAACCUGCACCUCAUCUGGCUCAAGCUGCUCAUCCCCUGGCGGCUCUUCCGCCUCUGGUCUCUGAUCGACGGCAUCGACCCGCCGGAGAACAUGCUGCGCUGCGUCAGCAACAACUACAGCACCCUCGCCUUCUGGCGCGCGUGGCACCGCUCCUACAACAAGUGGCUCAUCCGGUACAUCUACGUGCCGCUCGGCGGCGCCAACUUCCGCAGCUGGCGCAGCGGCGCGCGCUCCGUCGUGACCUACCUGCUCGUCUUCACGUUCGUGGCCCUGUGGCACGACAUCCAGCUGCGCCUGCUCAUCUGGGGCUGGCUCGUCGUCUUCUUCUUCCUGCCCGAGGUGCUGGCGGGCUUCGCGUUCCCGCGGCGCAAGUGGGAGUCGCGGCCGACGGCGUACCGCAUGCUGUGCUGCGUCGGCGCCGUGGGCAACGUGCUCAUGAUGAUCAGCGCCAACCUGAUCGGGUUCGCCGUGGGGCUGGACGGCAUGCAGAGCAUCAUCAAGGGCAUCUUUCAUGACUUCUCCGGGCUCAUCUUCCUGGCUACGGCUUGCGGCGCGCUGUUCGUCGGCGUGCAGGUCAUGUUUGAGAUUCGCGAGGAGGAGCUGAGGAAGGGCAUCCGGCUCAAGUGCUGA